Messenger RNA from Epithele typhae, 1407 nucleotides. RefSeq lists its product as uncharacterized. NCBI's taxonomy places the organism in Eukaryota, Fungi, Basidiomycota, Agaricomycetes, Polyporales, Epitheliaceae. The transcript is spliced from 5 exons. The record is from RefSeq and is a predicted model, not a curated record. Bases 1 to 1407 code for a protein of 468 amino acids.
AUGACCUGCGUCCAACCAUCUGGGAGGUCAGGAAACGGGAGGAGGCAAACGCGAUCGAGCGCCGAGGGUGCGGGGGGCGCGCACUGGCGCGCAGCGGGCGCCGCAGCCGCGUUACAUAAUGCAGACUGCAGACUGCAGACUGCGCCAUCCCGCACGGCGCACGUCUCUCGCCUCCUCUCACCUUGGCGCGGGCCCACCCGCUCUGAACGGACCACGGUCGGCAGACCGUGCCAUUGGCAGCGUACCAGCGCUGCAGGGCGCACUGCGGUCGACCCGCAUCCACACCGUCCCGGCGCCUCUCAACACCUCGCCGCACGCAAUCCGCUGAGCUCGAGCUCCAACGACCAUCGCCGCCCCGAUGCACAUCUCUUUGGUCGUCCCACCCGCUCGCCCAACAUACACCGCCGUCCCGUUCAUGCACGCCUCUUUGGCGGUCCCCUCCGCCCUCCACGCAUAUACCCACUCAACCACACUUGCUCGCCCGAUCUCCAGUCCCCAUUUACGCUCUGUCAACGAACACCCACCAUCGGCCACACGCACCAAGAGAUCCGGCGUCCGACGUACCGUGGCUCCCUCCGCAUCGCUACGCCCAAUGCCCGUCAUCUUGUAAAGGCCGGGAGCGGCGGUAGACGACAGAGUUUCGCAGCCACUCCCUCAAAUCAAACAUAUCGUGUUCUCGCCCCGCACGUGGAUCCCACUUCAUCGGACAUCGGAUCAGCACUCGGCCACCCACACUCACCGGAUGGUCUGUACGCGUCGACGAGCAACACGACCGCGGGCGUCUUGCGCCGGGGCGAGCUGCCGUCCCCCCUACCAUUGUACCGCGCCCGUUCCUGCCCGCUCCUACAACACGUCGUUCGCGCCUGGAAUCGCCACGACAAAACAGACCUCGCUGACUUACACAGGAACAGGCCCGCCCGCCCGCCCGCACCUGAUUUCGCCGGCUUUGCAGUAACCACGCCCCCGGCUGACUUCAUUCCAUCAUCCAUCGGUAUCGACGCUGCCCACCUUCUCGCCGCCCUGCUCGACAUCCGUCCGUUCAAGUCACCGUUCCCCUCUCCCAAUUCUCACACCUUCCGUGCCCCUUCAUUGUACCACGCGGGGAAUGCGCAGAAUACGCGCGCGCUCCACGGGUCCCAGAGAGAACAUUCGUUCUCGCAGAGCACCACUUGCGGUAGUCGACGUUUCGAUGCACCACUCGCUGGGCGCUUGCGUACGCCCGGGCGACGGCCGUCACCCGGCACGACAGAGCACACCGCGGGGGUCUUCUGGGCCGGUGCGGGGCAGGACAGUACCGACGGGUUUGCUCACACUGUCAUUGGUACCUACGGACACGACUCGGACGGCGAUUCCCUGCCCGACUUGUACACCCCCGAGUCCGUGUCUGAUACAACAGACUCCGAUUAG